AUGGAGGCCAAUGGUCUCUCAGUUGCACCCGAUAAGAGUGAAGCGAUGCUGUUGGUAGAAAGAAGGACGAUACGAGAGAUGAGUGUACGUACAGAAGGUAGAGCAAUUGAGAGCCAGGAAGCGGUGGGUUACCUUGGGAUGGAAAAUGGUUGUGGGUCCCCGGGCCGACUGCUACCCACUCUAGGUGGACCCAGGGCGAGUAAAAGGAGAGUACUAUGUAGCGUUGUCCAUGGGAUUUUGUUGUAUGGAGCAGAGGCAUGGAUUGAUGGAUACCGCAAACAGAAGUAUCGGCAGAUGCUUCUAGGUAUCCAGAGAACCAUGGUUCUGCGGGUAUGUUAUGCGUAUCGUAGGGUGUCCGGGGAGGCACUAUGCGUGCUUGCUGGGGUCCCUCCGCUGGAUCUGCUGGCGGAAGAACGUCUCUGUGAAAGGAAGAGAAGGAAGAAUGAGAGGGAGGCAGACGCGGAAAGCCGCCUAGGCAAGGCGGCUAAUUCCGAACUUAGCUGA
Zophobas morio is the source of this 504-nucleotide messenger RNA. RefSeq lists its product as uncharacterized. The record is from RefSeq and is a predicted model, not a curated record. Lineage: Eukaryota; Metazoa; Arthropoda; Insecta; Coleoptera; Tenebrionidae. The transcript has a single exon. Bases 1 to 504 code for a protein of 167 amino acids.